Messenger RNA from Penicillium diatomitis, 4125 nucleotides. RefSeq names its product putative ABC multidrug transporter. Lineage: Eukaryota; Fungi; Ascomycota; Eurotiomycetes; Eurotiales; Aspergillaceae. Gene Ontology annotation, cellular component: membrane. The coding region runs from base 1 to 4125 and encodes 1374 amino acids. Gene Ontology annotation, biological process: transmembrane transport. The record is from RefSeq and is a predicted model, not a curated record. Gene Ontology annotation, molecular function: ATP binding; ATP hydrolysis activity; ABC-type transporter activity. The transcript is spliced from 14 exons.
AUGAAGGCUGCCAUUCUUGCCAACAUGGAUGAUUCCUCUUCAGGAACAGCCACACCUGUGGAUGUUGAAAAGGCUGGACAUGGAGAGGAUAUUCGAAAGAGGUUGACUGUGACGUUCCGCGCUCUCAGCGUCCGUGUAACAGCUCCCGAUGCUGCUUUAGGAAGCACGCUUUGGUCUGUGAUGGACCCACGCCAGCUUGGGAACGUAUUCAGACGAAAGGAGGAUCAAAAGAGGAAAAAGACCAUUUUGAACAAUAUUUCCGGCCAGGUGAAACCUGGAGAGAUGCUUCUAGUUCUGGGCCGUCCGGGUUCAGGAUGUACAUCCCUUCUCUCGGUUUUGUCAAAUGACAGGGAGCAAUUCAGCGAGGUCGACGGAGACCUGAGAUUCGGUAGCAUGGAUCACACAGCUGCAAAGGAUUUUCGUCAGCAGAUCAUGUUCAACAAUGAAGACGACUUACACUUCCCUACACUUUCCGUGAAUCGCACAUUGAAAUUUGCGUUGCGCAACAAGGUUCCUCACGAGCGGCCUACUGAGUUGGCUUCCCACCAAGACUACAUUAUGGGGAAACGCGACACCAUUCUCGAUUCUCUGGGCAUUGCUCAUACGAAGAAAACAAGAGUUGGAAAUGAGUAUAUCCGGGGUGUGUCUGGCGGUGAGCGGAAACGAGUCUCCUUGGCUGAGGUUAUGGCGGGACAGAGUCCAGUUCAAUUAUGGGACAAUCCUACACGUGGUCUCGAUUCCAAGGCAGCCCUUGAAUUUGCUCGGCUUUUGCGGCGAGAGGCAGAUGAGAAUCACAAAACAAUCAUCACGACGACCUAUCAGGCCGGGAACGGAAUCUAUGAUGCCUUCGACAAGGUUUUGGUACUGGCUGAAGGCCGUGUCAUCUACUACGGCCCUCGCUACCUAGCAAAGGAAUACUUCGAAUCUCUUGGCUUCACUUGUCCGCGAGGUGCCAACAUAGCAGACUAUCUCACGUCUGUGACUGUGUUGACAGAGAGAAUAGUCCGCCCUGGUUGGGAAGAACGUGUCCCCAACACCCCAGAGGAAUUUGAAGCCAUUUAUCAUGGCAGCGAUAUUUGCCAAGAACAAAUGGUAUCGAUCGUGCCUCCAGAGCAAUUGAGCCAUGAGACGGAAGAUCUCCGCAUCGCCGUCGCAAGCGAGAAGCGAAAGAAGCUCCUACCUCUCAAGCAAAGCGUUUAUACCGCAGGACUCUGGGAUCAGGUUCGCUCUUGCACGUUGCGACAGUUCCAGAUCAUGUGGGGUGACAAACUGUCACUCUUCAUCAAAGUGUUCUCGGCGAUCAUUCAAGCCUUGGUUUGCGGAUCUCUCUUCUACAAUCUUCCUGACGACAGUGGUUCGAUCUUCACGCGACCAGGUGUCGUUUUCUUCCCAGUUAUCUACUUCCUCUUGGAAUCCAUGUCGGAAACAACAGCUUCUUUCAUGGGCCGUCCAAUUCUGUCUCGACAAAAAAGAUUUGGGUUCUACCGCCCGACUGCCUUUUGUAUCGCCAAUGCCAUUACCGACAUUCCCGUCAUCAUGAUACAAGUCAGCUGUUUCUCGCUGGUGUUGUACUUCAUGUCCGCCCUACAGAUGGACGCUGGGCGGUUCUUCACAUUUUGGGUCAUUGUCAUUGUACAAACUCUGUGCUUCGUUCAGCUGUUUCGAUCAGUGGGCGCUUUGUGCUCGAAGUUUGGUACCGCAUCUGAACUUUGCGGGCUGCUUUCGACGGUGUUCUUUGUGUAUGGAGGCUAUCUUGUACCUUUCUACAAGAUGCGCGUUUGGUUCCGCUGGAUCUUUUAUCUCAACCCUGGCGCUUAUGCAUUUGAGGCAUUGAUGGCCAAUGAGUUCGUCGGUAGGCAACUUGUCUGCAAAGAGCCCUAUUACAUCCCGUAUGGCGCCAGCUAUCCCGAUACUGCAUCCCCACACCGAGCUUGCUCGGUAGUCGGGAGCAAUGCAGAAGGGAUAAUCGACGGUGCUGCAUACAUCCAUGAGCAGUACAAUUACUCGCCCCACCAUAUUUGGCGCAGCUUUGGUGUCAUCAUUGGAUUCUGGCUCUUCUUUAUUGGGUUGACAUCCUUGGGCUUCGAGCUCAAGAACAGCCGGAGUGGUUCCUCCAUCCUUCUGUACAAGCGCGGCAGCAAGAAUGAUCAGAAGAAGCCUACGCCUCGAUCUGAUGCAGUGGCGGAGGCUUCCCACAGUUCAGCUCCCGCACGCUCACCAAAGCAGUCAACAUUCACUUGGCAAAAUCUGGACUACCACGUGCCAUUCCAGGGAGAGAAGAGGCAGCUUCUGAACAAAGUCUUUGGUUACGUGAAGCCUGGCAAUUUGGUUGCGUUGAUGGGAGCCUCUGGAGCUGGCAAGACAACUCUUCUUGAUGUUCUUGCGCAGCGAAAAGACUCGGGAGAAGUGUAUGGCUCAAUUCUCAUUGACGGUCGCCCACAAGGAAUCAGCUUUCAGAGAACCACUGGCUACUGUGAGCAAAUGGACGUGCACGAGCCGACAGCAACCGUCAAAGAGGCUCUCGUCUUCUCUGCCCUACUGCGCCAACAAGCUUCAAUUACACGGGAAGAAAAGCUUGCCUAUGUUGACCAUAUCAUCAAUCUGUUGGAACUGGGAGACAUCGAGGACGCACUCAUUGGAGUCCCUGGUGCAGGUUUAAGCAUCGAGCAGCGGAAGAGGGUGACUUUGGGUGUUGAACUUGUCGCUAAGCCCACUUUGCUCUUCCUCGAUGAACCCACUUCUGGUCUGGAUGGACAAAGUGCAUUCAACAUUGUGCGGUUCCUCCGCAAGCUAGUGGAUGGUGGUCAGGCUGUUCUGUGCACCAUUCAUCAACCUUCCGCUGUUUUAUUCGACGCUUUUGAUGGCUUAUUGCUCUUGGCAAAAGGGGGACGCAUGACAUAUUUCGGAGAAACUGGCCACGAGUCCGGCAAGAUUCUCGACUACUUUUCUCGAAAUGGCGCACCUUGUCCUCCCGGCGCGAACCCAGCUGAACAUAUCAUCGACGUGGUGCAAGGAGGCGGCGAGUCACAAAAGACAGAUUGGGUCGAGGUUUGGAAUCAGUCAUCUGAACGUCAAACCGCCCUCUCGGAGCUCGAAGCUCUCAACAAGGCAGGAAUGGAAGAUACCGCGUACGAGGAAAAUACUGCCACAUUCGCCACGAGUCACUGGUUCCAGUUCAAAAUGGUCACUACGCGUCUGAGUCUGAAGAUCUGGCGAUCUCCGGACUAUAUGUGGAAUAAAUUCAUUCUUCACAUCUUUGCCGCCCUUUUCAGCGGCUUCACUUUCUGGAAGCUUGGGAAUGGAACAUUUUCCCUCCAACUACGGCUCUUCGCCGUGUUCAACUUCAUUUUCGUUGCGCCAGGCUGUAUCAACCAAAUGCAGCCUUUCUUCUUAGCAAACAGGGAUAUCUUCGAAACGCGAGAGAAGAAGUCCAAAACUUACCACUGGAUUGCUUUCAUCGGUGCUCAAACGGUGGCUGAGAUUCCUUAUCUCAUCGUUUGCGCCACUCUCUACUUCGUGUGCUUCUACUUUACAGCCGGAUUGCCUGUCAAAGCCAGUAUCUCGGGCCACUUUUACCUGCAGAUGAUCUUCUAUGAAUUCCUCUACACUUCUAUCGGUCAAGCCAUCGCAGCCUAUGCGCCAAACGAGUACUUUGCAGCGGUCAUGAAUCCAGUUCUACUCGGCGCAGGCCUGGUCAGUUUCUGCGGUGUUGUGGUACCAUACAGCCAGAUGCAGCCAUUCUGGCGCUACUGGAUGUACUACCUCGAUCCCUUUACCUACCUUGUCGGUGGUCUGUUGGGCGAGAUUCUGUGGGAUGUCAAAGUUGAGUGCGAACCCUCGGAAUACGUCACUUUCAGUGCUCCUUCUGGCCAGACUUGUGGCGAGUAUAUGUCGGACUUUUUGUCCUCCCGGCCUGGCUAUUUACUUGACCCCAACUCCACCAGCUGCUCGUUCUGCCAGUACUCGUCUGGUGCCGAGUAUGCCAAGACAUUCAACCUUCAGGCUAAGUAUUAUUCUUGGAGAGAUACUGCGAUCACUGCGCUCUUUUGUAUCUCAUCCUACGCGCUUGUCUUCCUCAUGAUGAAAUUGCGAAGCAAAAAAACAAAAAGUGCUCGGUCCGAAUAG